AUGUCCACCUACACGCACCACACUUCGCACCACCACCUCCCCCCCUCCCCGUCCCCGUCCCCCUCCCACCGCCGCUCCUCCUCCUACACCUCGCACUCCCCGCACCACUCCCACGCGCAACUCAUCCCCGUCUCGCCGCCGCGCCACCACUCCCACCACGGCGCCCUCAUCCCCGUCCCCGUCCAGCCAGCACACCACUCGUCUCCGCGCCACUCCUCCGACUACUCCCACUCCCACUCGCCGCACCACCGCGCCGCGGACAACGACCAGUGGGACGGCGUGACGCGCUACGGCUCCGAGCGCGCCCCGUACAACGAGCGCCGCGAUCUGGAGCUCGAGCACCGCCCGAGUUUCGGCGACACGCUGCUGCUGAUAGAAUCGACGCGCUGUUGCCGCCCAAGCGCACCCACAAACACCGACGUUACCGACGGGGAAAAGAAAAAGAGAUCCAUGCUCGCUUGUGCCAUGCAUGCUAGCUCAUGUUGCUUCAAAGCCAAACAGUCAUCCGUCUAUAUUGUUACAGGACCGUUCCGAAUCGAAAACGCCGAUGACGCCCAAAAGAGUGAUGCCGUCCCAAACUUCAGCGCUUGA
Messenger RNA from Trematosphaeria pertusa, 591 nucleotides. RefSeq lists its product as uncharacterized. NCBI's taxonomy places the organism in Eukaryota, Fungi, Ascomycota, Dothideomycetes, Pleosporales, Trematosphaeriaceae. The record is from RefSeq and is a predicted model, not a curated record. The transcript has 2 exons. The coding region runs from base 1 to 591 and encodes 196 amino acids.